Dothidotthia symphoricarpi CBS 119687 is the source of this 648-nucleotide messenger RNA. Its product is annotated as GINS complex, Psf1 component. Bases 1 to 648 code for a protein of 215 amino acids. The record is from RefSeq and is a predicted model, not a curated record. Gene Ontology annotation, biological process: DNA replication; DNA strand elongation involved in mitotic DNA replication. The transcript is spliced from 3 exons. Lineage: Eukaryota; Fungi; Ascomycota; Dothideomycetes; Pleosporales; Dothidotthiaceae. Gene Ontology annotation, cellular component: GINS complex.
AUGUACGGCGAAACAGCCAACAAGCUCGUCCAAAACGCCAAACGCACCCUCGCCCUCCCCCACCUACCCCCCUACGCCACCGAGCUAAUCCGCUCCACGAUCCGCGAAGUCCGCGACCUCGACCGCGACGUAUCCUCGCUUCUCUCCCCCUUCAGCGGAUCUUUCAACCCGUCCUCCGAGCCCGCCACCGCCUGCGCCCUGCUCGUUAACCACCUGUGCAUGCGGCGCAACAAGCGGUGUCUUCUGGCGUACCACCGCGUGCGGAGCGAUAAGCUGGAGGAGUACUGCUGGGAGGGGGUAGAUGUGCUGGAGCAAGGGGGCAAGAGCGGGGGCGGGGAGAGUAAAGGCGGAGAAGGUGGGCUGAGGGGCGGCAGCGAUGAGAGUAGUCUCAGCCCCGAGGAGGAGGAAUAUGUCAGGCAGUAUAGCGAUUUGCUGGCCGCGUAUAAGGGGCAGUGGACGGAUGUGGAUCUUACGGGGAGCUUGGAUCCGCCUAAGGAUCUUUUUAUCGAUGUUAGAGUGCUGAGGGAUGCGGGGGAGAUUCAGACGGAGUAUGGGUCUAUCACUCUGACGAAGAACAGCCAGUUCUACGUCAGGCAGGGCGACGUGGAACGUCUGAUUGCGCAGGGCUAUCUCCAGCGACUGAGUUGA